Melozone crissalis (California towhee) is the source of this 1485-nucleotide messenger RNA. Its product is annotated as cytochrome P450 2C8-like. The record is from RefSeq and is a predicted model, not a curated record. Gene Ontology annotation, biological process: xenobiotic metabolic process. NCBI's taxonomy places the organism in Eukaryota, Metazoa, Chordata, Aves, Passeriformes, Passerellidae. Gene Ontology annotation, molecular function: heme binding; oxidoreductase activity, acting on paired donors, with incorporation or reduction of molecular oxygen, reduced flavin or flavoprotein as one donor, and incorporation of one atom of oxygen; iron ion binding. Gene Ontology annotation, cellular component: intracellular membrane-bounded organelle; cytoplasm. The coding region runs from base 1 to 1485 and encodes 494 amino acids. The transcript has 9 exons.
AUGGAGCUCCUGGGAGGAGCCACUGUUGUCCUCCUGGUUUGCAUUGCCUGCCUGCUCUCCUUUGCAGCAUGGAAAGGAAGGUCUGGGAAGGGGAAGAUGCCUCCAGGACCAACUCCCCUUCCCAUUCUAGGCAACCUGCUGCAGGUGAAACCAAGUAACUUGGCCAAAACCCUCCAGAAGCUCAGUGAAGAGUAUGGACCCGUGUUCACAGUGCACCUGGGCUCUGACCCAGUGGUGGUGCUGCAUGGAUACGAUGUGGUGAAAGAAGCUUUGGUUGAUCGCGCAGACGAGUUUGCUUCCAGGGGACACAUGCCAAUUGGAGACAGGGCUAACAAUGGAUUAGGGAUUAUUUUUAGCAACAAUGAGCUAUGGUUACAAGUCCGGCGGUUUUCUCUCACCACUCUGCGGAACUUUGGAAUGGGGAAGAGGAGCAUUGAAGAGAGGAUACAGGAGGAAUCUGACUACUUGCUUGAAGAGAUCAACAAAACAAAGGGAAGAGCUUUUGACCCAACCUUCAUGCUGAGCUGUUCUGUCUCCAAUGUCAUAUGCUCCAUUGUCUUUGGGAAACGAUAUGAUUAUAAAGACAAGAAGUUCCUGGCUCUGAUGGACAACAUGAACAACAUCUUUGAGAUGAUGAACUCCCGCUGGGGACAGCUCUACCAGAUGUUCUCAAAUAUCAUGGAUUACCUGCCUGGCCCACACAACAAUAUAUUUGGAGAAUUUGAUGCUCUAAAAGCAUUUGUAGCAGAGGAGGUAAAGCUGCACCAAGCCUCCCUAGAUCCCAACUCCCCUCAGGAUUUCAUCGAUUGUUUCCUCAGCAAAAUGCAGGAGGAGAAAGAUCAUCCCAAUUCCAGUUUCCACAUGAAGAACCUGAUAACAAGUGCUUUCGACUUGUUCAUUGCUGGAACUGAGACAACAAGCACCACUGUACGAUAUGGGCUUCUGCUUCUUCUCAAAUAUCCAAAGAUACAAGAGAAAAUUCAAGAAGAGAUUGACCAGGUAGUAGGACGAUCAAGAAAACCCUGUGUGGCUGACCGGUCCCAGAUGCCCUACACAGAUGCCGUGGUCCAUGAAAUCCAGCGCUUCAUCUCUCUUGUCCCCCUGGCUCUCCCUCACACUGUGACCAAAGACACCAGCUUCCGAGACUACGUCAUUCCUAAGGGCACUACAAUUUUUCCAGUCCUCAAUUCUGUCCUCCAUGACAGUAAAGCGUUUCCAAACCCACAUGAGUUCAAUCCUGAACAUUUCUUGAAUAAGAAUGGCAGCUUUAAGAAGAGUGAAUUCUUCAUGCCCUUCUCAGCAGGAAAACGAAUAUGCCCAGGAGAGGGCCUGGCACGAAUGGAGAUAUUCUUACUCAUAGCCACCAUCUUGCAGAACUUUACUUUGAAGUCUGUUGUCAACGCCCAGGAGCUCAACAUUACCCCGACUCUGAGUGGGACAGGCAAUGUACCUCCUGCCUACCAGCUCUGUGCUGUCCCCCGCUGA